AUGGCUCCUGCAGACAAAUCAUUGAAGUUUGUUCUUCUAGUCUCAUGCUCCCUUAUCGUCCUCAACCUUUUCUGUAUCGAUCCCGUCCAUGCCCUAGACCUCGGUCUUAAACUUAAAGGACCUGCUAAAGCUCUGGCUAAACACUUCAAGUGCAGUAGAAAAUGCGAGUCAGAAUUCUGUAAAGUUCCUCCACUCCUGAGAUAUGGCAAGUACUGUGGGCUAUUAUACGGUGGAUGCCCUGGGGAGAAGCCUUGCGAUGCCCUCGACGCUUGCUGCAUGGAUCAUGAUGCUUGUGUGGGAGCUAAAAACCAUGGUUAUGGCUAUCUAAACAGAGAGUGCAGCCGAGACUUACUGAAAUGUAUGGCAAAGGUAAAAAAGUCAGGAGCUGAGACGUUUCAGGGGAGCAAAUGCCAAGCUGGUGAGGUGAUCGAUGUUAUUACUGAUGUCAUUAAAGUUGCUUUACGUGCUGGAAAAUUUGUUCCCCCAUCAAAAUAGUAUUAGCUAGGCUGAAUUUUCCUUGCUCGAUCGGUCUGCGCGCAUGGAGAUCUAGAGGGAACAAGUUUAA
Molecule: messenger RNA, 565 nt
Organism: Juglans regia (Persian walnut)
Lineage: Eukaryota; Viridiplantae; Streptophyta; Magnoliopsida; Fagales; Juglandaceae
Product: phospholipase A2-alpha-like
Exons: 4
Coding region: 1-495 (164 amino acids)
Biological process (GO): arachidonate secretion; phospholipid metabolic process; lipid catabolic process
Molecular function (GO): calcium ion binding; A2-type glycerophospholipase activity
Source: RefSeq, a predicted model, not a curated record